AGCGAAGCACGCAGACAACACAUUUUCCCUAGUAAUCGGGCACAUUUGUCGCAUCGAGCUGGAAAACCACGCCUCUCCAUUCAUCGGUGUCCUCCGUGACAGACGAACAGGGCAUGGCAGAGAGUGGUAAUAGCAAAAGCUGGUGGCAGCGCAUGUCCUCACAACCAGCAGGUUUGAACUCUCGAGAUCGUCAGAAGAGCCUCGACGCCAGAUUUUCAGACCCCACCUUCUUGACUGACGAGCCCGGCUUCCCCUCAGCAAGCCAGUUGAAGCCAGGUCCCACAGACGCGCCAAAUGGCACAGCCGGGCCCAACGCGUCAGGAUUCCCCACCCUGUCAAAGCUAUUUGGCACCGGUGCCACUCCUGCUACUCCAAUCGCGCCCAACCCUGCAGGGCUGAGGCCCAUCAAGACACCCCACCUGGAGCCCAUUUCUCACCCUGAGCUUGCCUUCAGCCCCUCUGACAUCGGCGUGUGGGAAAUCAACAAAGCUCGCAAGGGACAGGGAGGCUUCUUCUCUUGAGGAUAAGCAAUAAGCAAUUUUGUACCAAGAAGGCUCAGCUACCCAACCAGGGAUACCAUGAUGCAUUGCACUACCUCAGAAGAGCCACCGCCGAGGAAGAAGCUUGCAGCAGGCACUGUGUCAAGAAGAAGUGACCGAGACAAUGGUUCCGUAUUAGAAAUUGUACAUUUAUUUGUGUGUGCUUACAAGUGUCAUGUCUGCUGCAACUCAAGUUGGUCGAGAGGUCUCCAGGAGAGGCCAGUUUUGUUGACUGACAUCUGUGUGUUGCUGGGAUGUACAUUUACAGAAUCCUGUUGAUGGACAAGUGUAGAGCAGUAAGGUUUUCUCAAGAUCUCUGUGUAUUACCAAGAUGCCAUCUGCAUUCGGCGUCUUUCAAAUCAGAAGCUACGGAGUGUUUUUCCUGCUGGCAGUCAGCUGGCCAACCAGUAUAUAUAUUUAUAUGUGUUGAGUGGGAUAUGAUCCUGGAAUAUGGGUUACAAGACAGCAUGCUGCUAUUUAUCCUGGAAUGCUUUAAAGAUGAAUAAACCAACCAAUUUGGUAAAGGUCCGGAAGC
Molecule: messenger RNA, 1074 nt
Organism: Coccomyxa subellipsoidea C-169
Lineage: Eukaryota; Viridiplantae; Chlorophyta; Trebouxiophyceae; Coccomyxaceae
Exons: 3
Coding region: 114-521 (135 amino acids)
Source: RefSeq, a predicted model, not a curated record